UGUCCUAUGGCCUGGAUGUACAAAUAUUUAAAUGGCUUAUCAGACAAUCCGCCCCUUAAAAAUAAACAUACCAUUAGGAUAAUCGAGGCUAUUAAUACAACACCAAAUAUAACAAGCCAC
Dentiscutata heterogama is the source of this 120-nucleotide messenger RNA. Lineage: Eukaryota; Fungi; Glomeromycota; Glomeromycetes; Diversisporales; Gigasporaceae. The record is from the annotation of a GenBank genome assembly.